UAUCCUUCAACAGACUCAAGCAACACAAAAUGGAAACCAUUGGUGAGAUCAUCCCAUUUGCUAAGGAGAUGCUGAACCAGAAGCCCAACCGGAGUAUGCUGAAGAUCUACAUGCUUGGCUCCACUCUGGCCGUGCUUGGAGUGGUUGGUGGACUGCUGGAAACGGUUCUCCUGCCCUUUGUGGAGAAUGACGAUGCCGAGGACACACCAGUAGAGGUGGUGAUGGUGGAGAAGAAGGAGAAGCAGGUGUUGAAGACGCAGACUACCGUGAUUCGCUCUGAUGCUGUGGAGGUGCUGGAGACAGUAGGGAUGGAGGCGAAGGCCAAACAGCUGGUGAAUAAUGGGCAGAGGAGAGGCUCAGCCUACCGCGUACAUGCCUCUUAAAGAAACCCUCAUCUCCUGAUGCAAAAGGACACUGAAUUUACAACAUUGAUGACAAUGAUGGUAAAUUAAAUUGCAAUGUUGAACUGGUCACUUUGUGUUCAUUCUUUUAUUUGCCAAUUUUCCACUUUUGACUGGUGAGUAAAAGAUAAGUAGAUACAGUGAGAACUGCAGGUUCAGUGGCGUCUGGCUGCUGGGCAGCAGAAACUUUGUGGAAAGUGUGUAUGGAAAGGAAUGUUUGUGAUUUAACUCAUUUUGCACUCCAAUAAACCUAUUUUUCAAC
Scomber japonicus (chub mackerel) is the source of this 663-nucleotide messenger RNA. It is a transcript of the gene g0s2, whose product is annotated as G0/G1 switch 2. The transcript has a single exon. The record is from RefSeq and is a predicted model, not a curated record. NCBI's taxonomy places the organism in Eukaryota, Metazoa, Chordata, Actinopteri, Scombriformes, Scombridae. Bases 30 to 383 code for a protein of 117 amino acids.